Messenger RNA from Plasmodium falciparum 3D7, 1527 nucleotides. It is a transcript of the gene ISC1, whose product is annotated as putative inner membrane complex suture component. The record is from RefSeq and is a predicted model, not a curated record. NCBI's taxonomy places the organism in Eukaryota, Apicomplexa, Aconoidasida, Haemosporida, Plasmodiidae.
AUGGCCAAUUCAAUCUACGAUAAAUCUAAUAAUUCCAAAAGUCCUUUUUCUAUUAUCAAGUCAGACGACAAGAAAUUGUCCAAGGAUACUACUCUCAUUACGGAGAGAAGUGUUAAUGGCAUAACUACAGAAAAUAUGCAACAUGUUAAAGAAAAACCAUUAAAUGAAGUACUUUAUAAUGUUAGUUAUAAUGAUUCAUGUAAAUAUAACUUUCCAAAUAAUAAUAUAGCUGAAUCGUUUAUGGAUGCGAGAGAUACAAACAAUUAUGAAAACAUUAUAUUAAAAAAAGGAUUAUCUGAAAAUCAACAUUUGUAUAGUACCCCAAAUAAUAAUAAUAAUAAUAAUAAUAUUAAUAAUAUGGAUAAUAUAAAUAAUAUGAAUCCUCAUCAUAAUAAUAAUUAUUUUAAUGUGUACACAUUAGAUAAUAAAAUGUUCAUGAAAAAAAGUAAAAGCAACAUGAAUGACCCCAAUAGUAAUAUUACAUAUAAUAUGAUUAAUAACGAUGGUAUAUGGAAUAUGAAAGAAUAUCCUUCUAAUAUAGAAAACUAUGAUUAUGUAGAUAUUCCCAAUUUUCCAUACCAAACGAAUAAUCAAUUAUAUAGUGCAAACAAUAUUGUACCUCCUUUAUAUGGAAGAAAUUAUAAAAUACAAGAAAAUGGUGAUUCAAUAAAUGGAUAUAAUACAAAUGAAUAUAUAAAACAUGGUACUCAUGUAGGUAGAAUUAAACCAUUUAAUGUUUUGGGUGCAUGUCAAUUACCAUCUUUAUGUACUCCAUCUUAUACUACUAGUAAUAAUAAUAAUAAUAAUAAUAAUAAUAAUAAUAAUAAUAAUAAUAAUAAUAGUAAUAAUAAUAAUAAUAAUAUACUGUUUGGUCCUUUUGAAAAUAAGACACUAAAUAUGCCAUAUAUAUUAAAUGAUCAAAAUAAAGAAUAUAUAUAUCCAUAUUUAAAUAAAGGAAUGAAUGAAAUAACUAAUGAUUAUAAUAUGAUGAGUACGAAUAAAUUUAUAUCACCAAAUUAUGAGUACCUUAUGACAAAUCCCAGAUCUCCAUAUUAUAUGCUUAAUUAUAUAAAUGAAAAGAAAUUAGAUAUAUUUAAAAAAAUUACAUUAUCCGUAGGAACAUCUUUAGAUGAUAUGAUAAAUAUCAUGAUUGCUAUGUUAGAAACAUCAUAUAAAUCUAUGCAAAUUAAUAGAAAUAAAAAUAAAGUUAACUUGUAUGAUUUAUAUCCUUUUUAUAAUCCUGAUCAAAAUUAUACAAGAAAUGAAAGACCUACGUUAAAAACAGGUAGUGCAUUUCUUGACAAGGUUAAUUCUACAUUGGACGCUACACUAUUAGAAAAACAUAAGAAUCUUCCGAAAGUUUUAGGUAGGAUUCUAAUUCCUAAAACUCAGAAAACGGGAAGUAUAGUUAUGGAUGGAAUAAAUAAAAUCUUAGAUGGAUUACUGGAUGAACCUAUAUCUUAUCAUCAGUAUGAUUAUUUUAGUGAUAAAUUCGAAGAGGAAGGAAAAAUAAAAGGAGCAAUAUGA